AUGACUGAGGAAGGCAUCAAGGAGUUUGAUGUAAGAGGCAAAUUUUUUGAAAAAUAACAUAUUUUUCGCGAAUUCAGAAGGCCAAACCCUAGUUAUGACGUGGCAAAUGCCGUAUAGCUAUACGGCAUUUGCCACGUCAUAACUACUUGUGAAUUAGCUCAACAGCUAUGACGUGGCAAAUUUAGGUUUCAAACCAUUUCGCUGUUUAAAGGGACAUGCUUUAAUUUUCCACCAAAAUCUCAAAAACGGCCGCACCAAAUGAAAAUCUGAGUACACCAUCUUUAUCGCCGUGAAAAACUGCAUGGAAAUAAGCGUUUCGGGGUUCGUGGCGAGACCAAUUUUGAAAAAUAGCGCGCAAAAUGGAGAGACGGGAGACAAUUUGUGCAUACACGGUGACGCGCAAAUGCACCAGGCCAAAAAAAAAUACGUGUGCUCCUCGGUUCGCUGUUGUUAUACUGUAUUGACUUGUGCAUUUGCGCGUCACCGUGUAUGCACAAAAAUGUCUCGCGUCUCUCCAUUUUGCGCGCUAUUUUUCGAAAUUGGUCUUGCCACGAACCCCGAAACGCUUAUUUCCAUGCAGUUUUUCACGACGAUAAAGAUGGUGUACUCAGAUUUUCAUUUGGUGCAGCCGUUUUUGAGAUUUUGGUGGAAAAUUAAAGCAUGUCCCUUUAAACAGCAAACCAAGAUUUUUUGUUCAGCAACAAUAUAUUAUCGAAAAUCUACCACGCGCUCCACCGAAAUAAACACGCAACGCAGACCGCGUCGCGUCGCGCCACAACACACACAAAAAAGGGAGGGAAUUUGAAUCGUUCCCUUAUUUGUGUGUGUGUGUUAUAGCGCGGCGCGGUCUGCGUUGCGUGUUUAUUUCGGUGGAGCGCGUGGUAGAUUUUCGAUAAUAUAAAUACGUGAUAUGCACUGUCUGAUUUCAAAAAUCAAAUUAAUUUCCAGCUUCUCGAAAAACAAACAUGGGAUUCAAUUCAAUCGAUGAUGAUCUCACUAAACACCCGCGAGAAGCGAAGAUCGCCCCGCAAAAAUCCUCGUAAACGUCAAAAUUCCCCAUCCCCGUCGCAUCCAUCAAUCUCGCCUCCCCCGAAAUACGAUGUGGUGGAUGAGGAAUGUCCGCAAGGGCCUCCGGGCUUGGCGGGCUCCAAUGGCAUACCAGGCGAACCGGGAAUCGAUGGUGUUCCGGGUCGAAACUUUGAUGAUGUGAUGGAGGAUUUCUCGGCGAUUUAUGGUCCAAAGUGCACACUUUGCCCUGCGGGGCCUCCAGGCCCCGAUGGGCUUGAUGGUUCUGAAGGGAUUCGUGGUCCGCCUGGAGCAAUAGGUCCACCCGGGGAGCGCGGACGUGUUGGAGCUCCUGGAGAAAUCGGUGAGCCUGGAGACUUUGGAGAAGAUGGUGAGAUUGGUUUGGAUGGGAUGGUUGGGACUAAUGGUCAAAAUAUGAUGAGGAUUAUAAAUUAUAGAGGUCCCAAAGGGCCUUCAGGACCGGCUGGGCUUCAAGGACAACCUGGGAUUCCCGGUGGGACUUUGAGAGCGAAUAUUGGACCGGAUGGGCCGCCCGGGCUACCUGGCAAGCCUGGAAGUCUUGGAGAAGCUGGUUUUGAUGGGCAGGUAGGUGUAAAAGGGUUAAAACCUUACAAAAUUAUUGAUUUUUAGCAAGGAAUACCUGGAGAACCUGGCUUGGAUGCUCAAUAUUGCCCAUGUCCCUCAAGAAUUAUGGAAAUGCAAAGAGAAGUUGAUCCAUCUUUGGAAAAUAAAAGUGGCUACGAUUAUUUGGAGAUAGAGGAGAGGAAACGAAAAAAGAAGUCGAAUAAACGAUGGAGAAUUUAUAAUUGA
This is a messenger RNA of Caenorhabditis angaria, 1836 nucleotides long. NCBI's taxonomy places the organism in Eukaryota, Metazoa, Nematoda, Chromadorea, Rhabditida, Rhabditidae. The record is from the annotation of a GenBank genome assembly.